AUGAAAGUGCAACGUAUAGCAAAUUCUUUAAGAGUUUACUAUUCAGCAGUUCUUUUUUACAGUGAAGGACCAGGACGUUUAGACUCUUUUCGAUGUAGUUAUCAUUUUAAUGAUUUUUCAAAGCGAUAUAUUCAAUCAAGUACAUGGAGUCGUGAACAAAAAUUUUGGACAGAUAUAUUAUACAAUGAGUUUUUACAGAAGAUUCAUUCAUAUGAUAAAGAACAACGUGAAAAAAAUGAGAAAAUACGACAUAAACUUGAACGAAGACAUCGCGCUGAUCAGGCACGAGUUCAUCGCGAUAUUCUUCAAUUAGUUACUACAUUACGUAUUUUGGCUGUUGGUAGUUCUAAGAAGAAUCAAGAUGCUUUUCAAAAAUGUUUUAUGGAUGAACAAAAGCUUGAUCGUAAUCGACGACAAACAAAUAAAGAUGGAGAUGCUAUUGCACCAGUUAUUUUUGGCAGUAUUGAUGAUACAUCGACUCAACCAUUGCCUAUCACGGUCACUCUUGAUGAAGACUUCGAAAAUUGGAAAGAAUCCGAUAACAGUGCAACGAAAAAAGCAGCCUAUAUUAUACAAAUUUGUAAACAAUUGAACAUUCCUCGUGAUGCAUUUAUUAUCGAACGAGUAGAAUCCGGUAGUGCCAUUGUGUUUGGAGUCGUUUGUCCUCCAUAUGGAAAACUUGUGAUGAAAUAUUUUUCGGUAGAUGAUGCUGAACUUGAGAAUUUGAGUCGACACGGUAAAAUAACAAUGAUUACGCUUGGUCGCUUUGGUCUCAAUGUAAAAGAUCAAGUACUUUUUCCUCAAUGGAAUCGAGUUUACAGUAGUGGACUAGGAGGUACCUAUUGGACUGGUAGUUUGAAUAGAGCUGGUAAACCAUACUAUUGUCCAGUCGGCUGGACACGUUUUGCUAUCAAAGUAACGAAGACACAGGAAGAAUUUGAUCAACUCUAUGGUGAUUAUCAUGUUGCUUAUCAUGGAACAAAGAAUGCUGUGGCAUCUGAUAUUCUCAAUAAUGGACUUCAAGGCAGUGAAGGAUGCUAUCGUGAAGGUCUUAAUAUUUAUUUAUCGCCAAGUAUAGAAUAUUCGGCACAUCCACGCUAUGCAACACCUUGGCAGCAGAAAGAAACUGGCAAAUACUAUCAAAUGGUAUUACAAUGCCGAGUAAAUCCUCGUCUAGUUGAAGUUGGUCUUAUUGAAUCAGAGACUCUGCUAGCAAAAAAUGCAAAAACUUUUCAAAUAGAUCCAAACUUUAGCAACGAUGAACUCGAAUGGAUUUUGCCAGCAGAUAAACCAGUCGGUCGGCAUGAUCUCAUUUGCUAUGGUCUCAUGAUACGCAUUACUUACGAUGAUCCGGUCAGUUUGCCUUCUUCUAAAUGGUGGAAACAUGUAUGGUGGGAACCGUUUCACGAAAUAGACGAUUGA
Messenger RNA from Rotaria sp. Silwood1, 1422 nucleotides. The record is from the annotation of a GenBank genome assembly. NCBI's taxonomy places the organism in Eukaryota, Metazoa, Rotifera, Eurotatoria, Philodinida, Philodinidae.